UGACGUAGACUCAAGAUCUUAAAAUAAGAUAUGCCAUCUCUUCCACCAAAUAAAAAUCUAGAUAGAUCAUCUCAUUCUAUCUGGCUCUCCAACAAAGGCUACUUAUUGCUGCUCUUCGUCCUCCCGUAACCAUCAACGCCUUUGAUCGGCUCAUCCUCCCCCAAUCAGCUGUAAUCUCACGAUUCACCAACUGAUAUCUUGCUUCUUGUGACCAUCGCCAGAGGUCGAGCUCCCCAGCUCACCGUGUUUAUACUGCUUUGCAUCGGGAGACACUGAAGAAGCUGUGGUUUGUCAAAUGGACUCACUUUUCAUGUGAAAUGUCAGGAGGCACAGGAAUUCAAAUCCAGGAGGCACAGAGAUGCCAGAGCAUUCCGAGAACGCGGCGGGGAACAUCAUGAGCAGCAUCGUGGACACCAUCGCCGAGAAACUCCCAAAUCAGAAAUCCGUCAGAUUCGACGACGAGGGCUCUGUCUCCAACCAGGCGAAGAGGCUGUUCGGUGGCCAGAACAGGAGGUCCGUCCAUCACGUUCUGGGCGGCGGAAAGUCCGCCGACGUGCUGCUGUGGAGGAACAAGAAGAUAUCCUCGAGCGUCCUCGCCGUGGCGACCGCGGCCUGGGUCUUCUUGGAGUGGCUCGACUACCACUUCCUGACGAUCGUGUGCUUCAUGCUUGUUCUUGGUAUGGCUGUCCAGUUUGCCUGGUCCAGCUUCGCCGGCAUGCUCAACGGGUCUCCGUCGAAUGUGCCUCGCGUCGAGUUACCGGAGGAGCUGUUUGCGAACAUCGGCGCGGCGGCCGGCGCCCAGGUGAACAAGGUCCUGGGCCUCCUGCAGGACGUGUCGUGUGGAAGAGACCUGAAGCGGUUUCUCCUGGUGAUCGCCGGGUUCUUCGCCGCCGCUAUCAUCGGCAGCUGGUGCAAUUUCCUGACUGUCACUUACAUCGGGUUCGUGUGUGCACACACUCUUCCGGUGCUUUACGAGAAGUACCAGGACCAGGUGGACGAUUUGCUCUACAACAUCCUCGGCCUGCUCCAGAAUCAGUACCAGAAGCUCGACAAGGGUGUCCUGAGCAAGGUGCCUAAAAGGAGCAGCCUCAAGAUUAGGAAGAGCGACUAGUUUAGCUCACUACUCCAUAAUCAGCUGGGUUGACCCAUUGUAUUGAUGCGCCUGUCAUAGCUGUUGAGUGAUUACUACUUGAUAUUCUGCAGUGAAGAAGCACUGGUGUAAUGCUGUUAUGUUUUACAGUGAACAAUUUAGAGGGAGAUCUCUGUUUUUUCAGAUGAAGGAAUAAAUUUUAUUCCGGUC
Phragmites australis (common reed) is the source of this 1300-nucleotide messenger RNA. RefSeq names its product reticulon-like protein B8. Bases 359 to 1111 code for a protein of 250 amino acids. NCBI's taxonomy places the organism in Eukaryota, Viridiplantae, Streptophyta, Magnoliopsida, Poales, Poaceae. The record is from RefSeq and is a predicted model, not a curated record. The transcript has 6 exons.